CAUAUUACUUUGGUACUCUCUCAAGAUUCUCCCCUUAUUUAACCAUUUUUCAACAAUUCUCGUUCCCUUCUAACUCUGUACAGGGGAAGGAGAUAGAAAUAGAUUAAAUAGGACCAAAUUCUCCUGAAGAUGUUGUUUUCAGAUGUGGGCUCGGUUCUUGAUGUUGAUUACAGGAUUUCAGGUUGAAAAAAAUAAAAAAAUGAUGUCUUGAAUCCUCUGAUAUCUGUAAGAUUGUAGAUCUUACGCGUUUAGUAGAAGUCUGUUCUUUCUGCGUUUUUUGUUUUUCCUUCCGCUGUGGUGGGACUUAGUCAAAUUGAUUUUGAUGUGGUAGUCUCGGAGUGGAAAUUCAUAAUUUAUGAGAAAAGGUCCAAAGUUGCUAUCUUGUUGCUUGUUGGAAUCCAUGAGCUUGAAGUUGCAGAAAUUUCCAUGAAAACUAUUAAUUCUGAGAUUGUAAAGGGAAGGGCUCCUAGAUUCUAAGCUCUCUCUUGGAGACAGUGUUUUCUGUCAAAUAAUCAGAUAUUGCUUUUGUAAAGCCAUGAAUCUGGCUUCGCCAAGAAAAGGGUUUUCAACAAUGGAUGUAUUUCCACGGUCGAUUUUCUCCAUUGCAGUUGCAGGGGGAGGAUUAGCUCUGUUCAUCAUUUUUGCUUCAUGGGUUCUUAUUUCACAUCCUAUUGGUUACACUUACACUGUUCAAGGUUUUCUUCUUGGGAUUGAAAAUUCCAGGAAAUAUUUAAUGCCUGGUGACAACGGUUCUGAGCUUGUGCUUCCACAGCCUCAAACUUUACAAGAUGGUGGUCAUGAUUUGGCUGUUCAGAGACCCUCUUCUGUAGCUGAUGUUGUAGUAACUAAGGAUUUGAUUCGAAAGGUUCCAGAUGUACCUUCUGAUUCAAAACGAGGAGCAGAGCCUUUCAGUCCUUCUGUUUCUCCCAGUGCUCCGAAGGCCAAGAAGGUUGAUCAGAAAACAGCACCAGUUCCCUCAUUGGCUUCUCAUUCGAGUCGAGAACCAAAUAAGCCCAUUAAUGUUUCAGUUCCUCCGAAGGUUUUGGGGGCUAUGGAGAAGCCUCAACCGCCAAUUUCAGGUUUGUCUAAUACAUCAAAGAGUCUUGCCCAGGAGGCAAAUGGUAGUUCCUUGGCGGCUUCUCUUAAUUUGUCGGAUGGCAAGUUGGAUUCUUCUUCAAAUUCCACGGAAGUGACCUCGCCUUCUUCACCUCUUUUGACGAGCAAGUCUAGCAAAAUUGAUUCAAUUUCUUCAGAGAUCUGCGACCUAUACAAGGGAAAAUGGGUCUACGAUUCAGCUGGGCCAUUAUACACAAACAAUACAUGCCCUGUUCUAACACAAAUGCAGAAUUGUCAGGGCAACGGAAGGCCCGACAAAGACUAUGAGAACUGGCGAUGGAGACCAUCUCAGUGUGACCUCCCACGGUUCAAUGGAACGAAAUUCCUUGAGUUGAUGAGAGGGAAGACAUUAGCAUUUAUUGGUGAUUCAGUUGCCCGGAACCAAAUGGAGUCCAUGUUGUGCAUUCUCUGGCAGGUGGAAGUUCCUAAAAACCGUGGAAACAAGAGAAUGCAACGCUGGUACUUCAGAUCGACUUCUGUGAUGAUUGUUAGAAUAUGGUCAUCAUGGCUCGUCCAUAAGACACCACAGGCAUUUGAUUUUGCUCCAGAGGGAGUGACCAAGCUCCACCUCGAUAAACCUGAUGAGGACUUCAUGGAGUACCUUCCAAGUUUUGAUGUGGUAGUUCUUUCUUCUGGGCAUUGGUUUGCGAAGCAAUCUGUAUACAUCAACAACAAUGAGAUUGUCGGAGGACAGCUGUGGUGGCCUGAUAAUUCCCUCCCAAGGAAGAUAAACAAUAUUGAAGCUUUUGGGAUCUCUGUUGAGGCAAUUCUUACUGCUAUUGCGACCCACCCCUCUUACACAGGCCUGGUCAUUGUUCGUUCCUAUUCGCCUGAUCAUUACGAAGGUGGUGCCUGGAAUACUGGUGGAUCGUGUACAGGGAAGGUAAAGCCUGCCUCAGACAGUGAGCUGGUGCCCAGUGGGUUUACGGAUGCAAUGCAUGAGAAACAAGUGAUGGGAUUCAAUAAUGCAGUCAAGAGGCAGACUAACAAAUCAAAGUUAAGGCUAAUGGACAUAACGAAAGUAUUUGGCUACCGGCAUGAUGGCCAUCCAGGACCAUAUCGAAGUCCAGACCCAAAUAAGAUCACCAAGCGUGGUCCUAAUGGACAGCCUCCGCCGCAAGAUUGCUUGCAUUGGUGUAUGCCAGGCCCGGUCGAUACAUGGAAUGAGCUUGUGCUUGAGAACAUAAGAAGAGAAUUUGAGGCAGAUGACAAGGCCCCUGUAUGACACAGGCAGUUAUAAGUCGACUUGGUCAAUCUGCUGUUCCCAUAAGUUGUAAUUGUAUACAUGUAAAUGUAUUCAUUGUCACAGGGCAAGAAUAUUUGUCUAGGAGCUUUAGGAAAUUCCUUUUCAACUGAUCUAGGUAAACUUUUUAUAGGUUGAGGGAAUUGAGAGAAAAUUUGAAUCA
Macadamia integrifolia is the source of this 2522-nucleotide messenger RNA. Its product is annotated as protein YLS7-like. NCBI's taxonomy places the organism in Eukaryota, Viridiplantae, Streptophyta, Magnoliopsida, Proteales, Proteaceae. The record is from RefSeq and is a predicted model, not a curated record. Bases 536 to 2341 code for a protein of 601 amino acids. The transcript has 3 exons. Gene Ontology annotation, molecular function: O-acetyltransferase activity. Gene Ontology annotation, cellular component: Golgi apparatus.